GUGACAGGCAGGAGCAUUGUGCCGCGCACAGUACUGUGCAUACAAGUGUCUGAGCUUCCUGUUCUGCCAGAGCUGUGCCCUGCUUGUCACAUACCAUUACUCUGCUGCAUGCCACCCUGCGGCCAGUCAUGGCCGUCUCAGACCUAUUAUAAAACCAGACUUCAAGAAGAAACAAGGACAUCUCUGAAACUAUGGCUGCCAUCUUCAUUUUCACCCUGGCUGCUGUCUUCAUGUUCGCCCAAUGUGAUAGACAUCCAGUGAUUGUGGGUAAUGACGUUAUUGCUAAUUACUCCUACUGGGAACUGACCACUGUACCAACAAAUCUGUCCUCAGAAAUUACUGUGCUGGAUCUAUCACACAAUUACAUCCAAAAACUGGAAGCAACAGACUUUGGCUAUUUGUUGGUCCUUAGAGUCCUCAUUAUGUCCCAUAACCAAAUCUCUGAGAUAAACUGUAAUGUUUUUGACUCUAACUUUUACCUGGAAUACUUGGAUUUAUCCAACAACCAUCUUCAAAAUAUAUCUAGCACUUUUCCAGUUCACCUUCAUCAUCUGGAUGUUUCCUCUAAUAAUUUCACAACAUUGUCUGUUUGUAGAGGCUUGAGGAAUCUCUUGCAACUGGAAUACUUAGGUCUUGGUGCAGCUAAUAUUCUUAAAUCGGAUUUGGAAUCUGUUUCACACUUACAUUUGCAGCAUGUAUUCAUUGAUUUGAAUGGUUUAGAUAAAUAUGAAAAUUCUAGCCUUUUGGUGUUGAAUAUAAACCAGUUACACCUUUCCUCUCUGUAUAAUCAAAAAGAACUUUUCAGUGUACUUUUUGAUGCUGUUAACACAUCAACGUUUUUGGAACUAUCUAAUUUUGGUAAAUGGGAAGCAGUCCAUGAUGAAUAUAUUUCGGCAAUAAUUAAUAACUCUCGGGUUACCCAUUUAACAAUGAGGAACCUUGGCUUACUAUGGGGUAAUCUUGUCAACAUUCUUCAGAAAAUAUGGUACUCUUCUCUGGAGAGUUUACAUGUAUAUAAUUUCAAGAUUCAAGGAUUAAUAUAUAAUGUACAAUUUGUCUAUGCUAACACUUCGAUGAGAGAACUUUUAUUUGACCAUGUUGCUGUAGAAACAUUUAUAUUCAAUCAAAUCAACUUGUACAGGUUGUUCUCUGAAAUGAACAUUAAGAAUUUGACAAUUAGUAAUUCCAAUUUACUUUUUAUGUUAUGCCCUUCUAAACCUAGCAUUUUCGAGUACAUCGACUUUUCCAAUAAUGCAGUUACAGAUGAUCUUUUUCUGAACUGUUCGACGCUGACUAUGUUGAAAACUUUAAAACUGACAGGAAAUAAGUUAGAAAAGUUGUCUAAAGUAGGCCUCAUGACGGAGAGGAUGACAUCCUUACAAUAUCUAGAUGUCAGUCAGAAUUCUCUCGAGUACAGUGAAAAUAACUGCCGCUGGUCACCGAGCAUAAGAAAUUUAAAUAUGGCAUCUUGUUCAUUGCCCAGCUCUGUAUUUCAGUGUUUGCCAAAACACGUCACAAUGGUUAACUUGCAGAAAAAUGAAAUAUCGGUUGUCCCAUCCGAAAUAACACAUUUGACAAAUUUAGAAUAUCUUGACCUUGGAUAUAAUAGACUCUCCGAUCUUCCAGAUUGCCUGUUAUUCCCCCAUCUUAAGAUGAUAAGUGUUGAGUACAACCAGUUUCCAUAUCCAUCCCCUGAGUCUCUCAAAAACUGCUCAGGGCUGGAACGAAUGAACAUCGGAAACAACCCAUUCCAUUGUUUUUGUGAGUUAAAAAAAUUCAUAAAUGAGAGAAACAAGUCCCCAGCAAAAUUUAUUGGUUGGCCGGAUCAAUAUGCUUGUGAAAGGCCUGAUAAUUUAAAAGGGCUCAUGUUAAAGGAUUUCUACCUGCCUGAGAUUUAUUGUAAUGUUUUCCUAAUGAUUCCAGUUAUUGUUGUACCAAUCAUUAUUGGCCUUAUUUUAGUUUUUGGUCUGUGUAAGUAUUUUGAUGUACCUUGGUUUUUGAAAACGGGUUGGCAAUGGGUAAGCAACAAGCAUAAGUCUGGGAAUUCCAAGAAAGGCUAUGAGGAACUCAGGAGAGAUUACACCUUCCACGCCUUUGUCUCCUAUAGUGAACAUGAUGCAUCUUGGGUGAAGAACAUUUUGUUGCCCAACGUUCAGAGCAUGAAUAAUAUGCGUAUCUGUCAGCAUGAGAGAAAUUUUACCCCAGGGAGAAGCAUAGUGGAAAACAUCAUAAACUGCAUUGAUAAUAGCUACAAGUCUAUCUUUGUGUUGUCCCCACACUUUGUUCAGAGUGAGUGGUGUCAUUAUGAACUAUAUUUUGCUCAUCACAAGCUUUAUACAGAGAACACAGACAACCUUAUUCUUAUUCUACUGGAACCGAUCCCACAAUAUAUUAUUCCUUCAAAAUAUUUCAAAUUAAAAACUCUCAUGAAGCAAAGAACGUAUCUGGAAUGGCCACAGGAGAAAAGUAAACAUGCUCUUUUCUGGGCAAGUUUGAGGGCAGCUAUCAACAUUAAUUUGCCCACAGAAGAACCAGAGAGCUCUGCUUCUGUCCCAAGUGUAAGUACGUAAUUGAUUGGCCAGUGUGACCAUACACAGUGCAGCCUGACCAUGGGAUCCACAUGUGGAUUACUGAUAGUUGCUGGGCUGCUCCUCUAUGGUAUAGUGGAUCCCGUGGCCAGGCCAGAUUGUUUAUGGGCUUAAGCUUCAGUACAAAACAUGGCCAAUGGAGUGGGGUCAUUUCUAGUCAAAACAAGUUUGGCAUCUUAAUUCAACUCUUUGGACUGGACUGAACACUGGACCCUGGGCAAAAUGAGUAAUAGAAACGGUACAUAAAGUGGUAUCAGAUAUCCAUCCAUGGAUCUACUUUUUUAAUAUAUAUCAGUACUCAUGGCAAAAGUUGCUUAUACACUUUGUGCUAAGUCUGAAAUAGAUUUCAUAUUCAAUAUUAUUGCUGUAACAUAAAUGAAUUUACAUUGUGUCAGUAAUCACUAUGAAAAUAUACUCUGUUCUCUUUUUCAGAUUUUAAUUUGCUUUAUUUUUAUAUUGUUUGUCUAUUUUUAUAUGUUCUUUAGUGCCUUAUAGGUUUAGUCUGUAAAUUCCUAGAGUUAUAUUGUUGAACAAUUGCUGUUAUGGCUUCAAUUAAAAUUGUGUUUUACUUGCAA
Bufo bufo (common toad) is the source of this 3163-nucleotide messenger RNA. Its product is annotated as toll-like receptor 1. Bases 192 to 2570 code for a protein of 792 amino acids. Lineage: Eukaryota; Metazoa; Chordata; Amphibia; Anura; Bufonidae. Gene Ontology annotation, molecular function: lipopeptide binding; Toll-like receptor 2 binding; transmembrane signaling receptor activity. The transcript is spliced from 2 exons. Gene Ontology annotation, cellular component: membrane. Gene Ontology annotation, biological process: toll-like receptor signaling pathway; cellular response to bacterial lipopeptide; inflammatory response. The record is from RefSeq and is a predicted model, not a curated record.